Molecule: messenger RNA, 3960 nt
Organism: Panicum virgatum (switchgrass)
Lineage: Eukaryota; Viridiplantae; Streptophyta; Magnoliopsida; Poales; Poaceae
Exons: 5
Coding region: 982-2670 (562 amino acids)
Molecular function (GO): protein dimerization activity
Source: RefSeq, a predicted model, not a curated record
GCUGCCGCGUAGCCUAGGGCGUUGCGCGGUGUCUAGGCGGGCGCAUCGCCUAGGCGGCGCUCAGCCGCGCCUCCGCGGCGAUUUUGCGGCGCGCAGGCGCCGAAGGCGGCCGCGUAGGCGGGCAGCCCGGCUGCGCUGCCGAUUUUUUCGGCUGCCAGCGGAAGCGCGCGCUACACCCACGUCGGGCGCGGGAAGAAUACCUUCGCGUCGGGCCGUCCUGCUCCUGCUAAUUCCGCUCGCGCUCCCGCUCGUCCUCCUCCGCGGCUCCACCUGCGACGCGCGCCGGAGGAAGUUCAGCCGCCGGCCUCCCUCCUCCCCGCCGGCCCUGCUUCCUGCCAGUGCCGGACCUGCUGUCGACGGCGCACCCCUCCCCGCCGGCCACCCCACUCCCCAAGGAUGUCAUCAGAAACUGCAGCUGCACCUUUUGAAACUGAAGCAGCUAGAGCGAAUCUCCUAAAAAGAAAUUCAGAUGAUGUUGGAUGGGAAUAUGGUGUUCUUGUUGAUGCUAACAACAAAGACAAGGUGAAGUGUAAGUUCUGUGACAAGGAGAUGAGGGGAGGGAUUUAUAGGUUGAAGGAGCAUCUUGCCCAUGUUGGAAAGAAUGUGAAGAAAUGCACGUCUGCAACACCGCAGGCUCUAGAGGCUAAAGAGAAGUGCAAGAAAGCAAUAGAGGCUGCAAAAAGGAAGAGGGAGGAGAAGACUGUUCGUGAGCUAGAACUUAGAGAGGAAGUGAAUGUAUCUAGGGUUGGAGAGGAGUCAGAAGAAGUCACUUGUGUUGGAAGCUCAUAGCCUCACAAAUUAGGGCCAAUUGACAAAUGGACACGUGCUAUUGAUCCUACCAAGGCUGAUUCUUUCAAACAACAGCAGCUGAACAAGAAACUGUGGAAAGAAAGAGAGCAUGAGGUGCACAAGUUUAUUGCAAGAUGUGCCUAUAAUCGUGGAAUACCUUUCAAUGCAUGUGACAAUGACGAGUUCAAGCAAAUGUGUGAAGCAAUUGGACAAUUUCGACCAGGACUUACACCUCCAACUCAAGAUGCCUUUCGAGGUAGUUUGCUGGAAGAAGAAUAUGCAAGAACCAAGAGUUUGCUGCAGGAACGUGAAGCCGAGAAGAUGAAAAAUGGGUGCUCUAUUAUGACCGAUGCUUGGUCAGAUAGGAAGAGGAGAAGCAUAAUGAAUAUAUGCACUAAUUGUGCUGAUGGAACCUCCUUCAUCAGCUCAAAAGAGAUGUCAGAUGUGUCACACACAAGUGAAGUCAUUUUUGAAUUAGUGGACAAAGCAAUUGAAGACAUUGGUGAAGAAAAUGUGGUGCAAGUAGUCACUGACAAUGCCUCUAACAACAUGGGAGCAAAGAAGCUAUUGCUUGUGAAGAGACCACAAAUAUUUUGGACCUCUUGUGCAGCUCACACAAUCAACUUGAUGCUCCAAGGAAUUGGCAACUUGCCUCGGUUCAAGAAAGUGAUUGACCAAGCAAAGUCAUUUACCAUAUUUGUGUAUGGCCACACAAGAACAUUGGAGAGCUUGAGAUACUUCACAGAGGGGAAAGAGCUAGUGAGGCCAGGAGUGACUAGGUUUGCUUCAUACUUUCUCACUUUGAACAGUAUGCAAGAGAAGGACCAGUUAAGGAAGAUGGUGGUUCAUAGUAGGUGGGACUCAUUAAAGGAUGUGAAAUCAAAGAAAGGAAAAGAGGCCACAGCUACUAUAUUGAGUCCAGCCUUUUGUAAGGAUGUGAAGCUAAUGUUGGCUGUUUUUGAGCCAUUGGUCAAAGUCCUCCGUUUGGUUGAUGGGGAUGUGAAGCCAUCCAUGGGUUUCCUUUAUGGAGAGCUACUAAAGGCAAAGAGAGAGGUCAAAGAGGCCUUUGGCAAUGUUGAGUCUCGAUUCAAAGAUGUUAUGGCUGUUAUUGAGAAGAAGAUGAAUGGAAGACUUGAUUCUCCAUUGCAUUUGACAGCUUUUUUGCUGAAUCCACACUAUAGCUAUGCUAACCCAUCAAUCUUUGAUGAGCCCAAAAUGAAUGAAGCCUUCAUAUCUUGUGUUGAGCAAUUUUAUUAUCAUGAUGAGGACCAACAAGAACAGGCUGCCAACUUUGAAUUGAAAAAGUUUCAGAAUAGAGAAGGACCAUUUAGCAAGAAGCUUGCAAGAGCUUUUCAAAACUAUGAUUACAAUCCAGCAUCAUGGUGGCGGUUAUAUGGAACUGAAACACCAGCUUUACAGAAGAUGGCUACAAGGAUAUUAUCUUUGACAUCAAGCUCUUCUGGUUGUGAAAGAAAUUGGAGUGGGUUUGAAGGGAUACACACUAAGAAGAGAAAUAGGCUGACUACAACCCGCCUCAACAAGUUGGUCUAUAUUCAGUUCAACAACAGGCUGAUGAAUAAGAGAGAAAAGAUUAAAUCAAAGAAAAUCACUGAUAUUCUUUUGUCUAGUGAUACAACUGAAGCUCAAGGUUUUCUCCAAGAGGGUGGAGAUGAUUGUGCACAAGUUGUCUUUAGAGAUGAGGAAGAUGAGGAUGAGAUGGAAGGUACAGGGAUACCUUGGUCUGUUAUUGGAAUGGCAGUGGGAGCAGAAGAACAGCUUGAGCCUCGUAGAAGUGCAAGAGUGAGAGAGCUCUAUGAAGGAGAGGAGUUUGAGUCUGAAGAAGAAGUGUUUGAUGAAGAUGAGGAUGAUACUUGGGAUUGAUAUUGAUGAGGAUACCUUGGUCUAUGUGACUGUGGGGAUACCUUGGUCUAUGUCACAUUGUCACUAUGUGACUGUGUAUCUUCUUUUGUUUGUGCUGUUAGAGACCUAAGAACUAUUUGCUUGUGUUGUCAUGAACUUGUAUUGUUGUCCUAUACUCCUAUCCACUUGUUUGUGCUUUGAAAUUUGCUGUUACUAGCUACUGAUAUGGUCAAUUACUAGCUACUGAUAUGGUCAAUUGCUAGCUAGGAGGUGGCUGAAAUCAUUCAGAUAAGUGACAACUUACUGUUUUCUAUUUUUUGUAUCAACAGCUAGCUGUAUAUUGAAUAUUUAGUAUUUACCAGUUGUCAAAAUGUGUUGUAGGAGCUAGGAACAUGCAAGACUAAGCCACCAAGGAAUCAGGUAAGUGACCCUCUCUUUUUUUAUAUACUGUAACCUAUAGCUAUAGUCCAAUAUAUUCAAUAAUCAAUAUUUUUUUGCUAUAUAUACAUAAUAUAUAUUAUUUUUGCCUAUAUUGGCAAAACGCCUAGAAAACCACCUAGGACCGCCUAGGCACGAUUACUCCCGCCUAGGCGCUAGGCAGUGGGUCACCGCCUAGAAUUUGUUCUUAUCUAAUGCAAUUGAAAACUUAAGUGACGGUCCAUCAGUAGUAUUGAUGGGGAGUGUAAUAAGCCAAUACACUCUUCAAAUGAUAUUUUAGGUAAUUAUAUUGACAUGUUAAACUUUGAAGGAGUUGGAUCUAGCUGCGUUUCACUGGCUAGUGGAAAGUACUAAAGUUCUAUGUUCAUAGUUGGGAGUUGGGAUAUCUUCUCUAAUGCCGUUCUCUUUGGACACAUACAGGUAUAUUUUUCGACACAUAUGGGGAAUACUACGAGGACAUGAGAGAGUUCCACCAACACCUUCCUAAGCUGCUGAAGCCCGGAGGGAUCUACUCAUACUUCAACGGCCUCUGCGGUGACAACGCAUUCUUCCACGUGGUGUAUUGCCAGCUCGUCGCAAUGGAGCUGGCGAACCUGGGCUACUCGACGCAGUUCAUCCCUCUCCCCGUGAAGGAUUGCCUGCCCGAUGAAGUCUGGAAGGGCGUGCAGCAGAAGUACUGGCAGCUGGACACCUACCACCUCCCCGUUUGCCAGUCGGAAUCAGAGUCGGAGUGAAAUUCUGCGAAGGGAGUAACGGGGGUAUCUCCAAUUUGCGUCUGAAGUUUAUGAACUGUUUUUCUGGCUAGUUCAAGCAUGUUGUGUUGGUACAAAAUGAAAAUAGCACUCUUUCAGUUAAGGAGCUGAACUUUCUUUC